AAUCCCGGCUCGAUCUGCCUUUUGGGUGUGCACAAUCGCAUCAGUUUUCCCGAUCCGUGUCUUCACAGUGGGCCGCCCCUCGUCCUCCGUCCAGCAGGGCAACUGGGACAACUAGCCCCACUGUCUGCUCCACGAUGGGCAGGGGGGCCGGCUGCAUGGACAAUAAUGGGACCGUUUCGAGGGGAGACUGCAGAAUGCUUCCUUCAAGCGGCCCCCCAAAGUACGGCUGAAGCCCUUUUUGCUCGUCCAGUCAACUGA
Molecule: messenger RNA, 258 nt
Organism: Protopolystoma xenopodis
Lineage: Eukaryota; Metazoa; Platyhelminthes; Monogenea; Polystomatidea; Polystomatidae
Source: the annotation of a GenBank genome assembly